Molecule: messenger RNA, 2068 nt
Organism: Chironomus riparius
Lineage: Eukaryota; Metazoa; Arthropoda; Insecta; Diptera; Chironomidae
Source: the annotation of a GenBank genome assembly
UGGAACAGCUUCAAGUUAAUAAAAGAUAUCAAAAAUUGCUCUCAGCAACGUUUUAAAAUCAAAAGUUUCAUUUUCAAACAUUUUUUCGACUCAAAAUCUUUAGUAUCUUCUUUUAAAAUUCCAAAUUAAUCCACAAAUGGAUGUUCAAAAUUUUCGUAUGCUUCAAAAUUUAAAGUUCAAAGAACAAAAACUCGAGGAAAAGCUUUACAAACAAAAAUCAAUAUUACAACGAUUGCGAAUGGAAUAUGAAAGCUUAAAGAAUGAUAAAGAAGUGAACACAACACCAGCAGAAAAGCUCAAACAAAAGAAAAAUCUCCGUAGUAUCUACACAUUCAAGUUGCCAGCAAGUAAACAAAAGAGUGACUUUGAAAAACCUGAUAGGUUUCGGAAUGGCUGGAUUCAACGACCACUUACUGAGCUUCCUCAUAAGAUUCAAGAAUUAAAUAUGCAACGUAAUAGAAUGAUUGAGCUAGGAAAUUCAUAUUCUGAGAACAAUAAAAAUUGUCCAUUAACAACAAAAACAAUUAGGAAUGUGAAGUCUCAGCACGAGAUGAAAUAUGAGAUGUUGAAUCGUGCAAAGCUGUUGGGAAAUCAUUACUCAUUCCAUUUUCGUCAACACCAUCCACUAAAAGUGUAUAAGAAGAGUAUUGAUGGCUACAAGAAACACGAGCGCUUAAUUAAUGAGAAAAAUGAGAUGGAGGAAUGCUUUAAGAGUGGUGAGGAAUUGCCACAAAUAUUUCCACAGAAAUACUUGCACGUCCUUAAUGAGAUUUAUCGCUUGGAAGAAGAAUUAAAUCUUAAUCAUCAAUUUUCGGAUGGUAAUGUUUGUCAAGAAAUCUUUGAAAUAGAUAGUUCCUCUGACCAGAAACUAAUUGAUCAGCUAAGUUAUCCAAUAUUUGAUGAUUUUGAUGUUGUCAGUGAUAAAAUUGAAAUGUCAAGAGCUAUGGAAAGAAUAGACAUUGGAAAAAUCCUGGAAGCCAGAAAUAAAGUUGAGCAAAGGAUUAGUGAAGUCUUUUGGAGAAAAGAUGAUGUUGAGGAAGGGACUGUAAAGAAUUUAGAUUUAAAAGUCAAGACAAUUGAGAAUUUUGAUCUGAUUCAGGCAAAAGUUGACUCUGAAAAUUCUAAAGUUGAAUUAAAAUUUGAUGAAGUUGACCAACUUAGCAAUAAUCAGAUUGAUACAAAAAGCCCGGAAUUUACUACAGAUAUCCAGGAUGUUGUCAUUGAAAAUAAGGAACUGAUCUACAUAAAUGAGAAAUUUCCAUUUAAAACCAAACAGUUUGACAUAGAAGCUGAUUAUUUGGAUAGCAUAAGCAAUGAAUUCUUCACUUUUAAGAAUCUAAUCCUUGAAAUUUGUGAUCAAGCCUCCUCCAGAAGCAAUCAAAGUUGUCAAGUACCAAUUACUUCAUUUCCAAACAGUCUUGAAGACCUUUUAUCAGAAAAUCAAGCAAUAAAUGACAAAUCCCCUGAUACUUCCAUCACUUUCACACCAAUAUUCUCACAAAAUCUUGACACAAAGCUAGCUCAGACUCUUAAAGUAUUCACUGAAAAUUACAUCGAGGACUUGUGCGAUAUUUCAAAGAUCCCCAAGCACCAUCCCUCAUUUGAAGACAUGCGAAUAAAAUUUAUUCAUGAAACAACAUCAAAUGUUGAUGCAGGACAAAAAAAUGAUGACAUUCAAGAUAUUUCUCAAGUGUCACAUGAAAUAUGCAAAUCUCAAUCAUCGAUUUUAAGGACAAAGAGUGUCGAAUCAUCAAAAUUGUUGAAAUUGACAAACGAUGCAAAAAUGAAUGAGAAUUUCAUCACAUACUCAAGUCAAAAGAAUGAAACGAGCAGUGACUAUAAGUCUUAUAAUUAUUCAAGAGAUAUAGCAUUAUUAAGUAUCGAAAAUCCACAAUCAGCAAUAAAAAUUUUGUAUAAUUGAGCAUGGAAUACUGAAAAUAAUGAGAACAAGUUCGAUAAAUUGCUCUUGCAUGUUUAAUUCAUUGUUAUUGUUAUCGUCCAAUGACUGUCAUGAUUAAUUAAUUUCCAUUAGCAAUUUAUAAUGACAUGAUGCAAUAAAUACAUUCCA